UUCUGCGUGUUUUGCGAGUUUGUGAAAUGCCGAUGUCGGAACGCUCGAGUUCUGAGCCCCGGAGCCCUCGCGCCCGGAGACCCCGGAGUCGCUCCCGUAGCCGCCAUCGCAGCAACAGCCGCGAGCGCAGCCUGUCUCCGUACAGCUUCGGGCCCAAACUCCCGAAGCCGCGCAACAGGGAGAAGGAGCUCGAAGAACGGGAUCGCCGGUUCCGCGAGGCGAAAAACAUCCGGCGAAUCCGCAUAGCAAGCCCCCGCCGUAGCCGGUCCCGGUCCAGGGAGCGUCAAUACAACCCCAACAACAACAACCCCAACAACAACCCCAACAACAACAGCUACAACAACAGCUACAACAACAACACCUACAACAACACCUACAGCCACUGGUCCGAGCAACGGGACGCUUCUGGGAAACACGGAAGUUUCAAAGAUGAUUAUUACUACGAGCAGCAACGGGACGACGCUCAGAGACAAGAGACUUUCAUUACCAGGCGUCUGCAAGAGAGAGAGCGGAUCGGGGAGUUGGGUUGUCCGGAAGUUUGGGGAUAUUCACCAAGAGUUAAAGAGCCAGACUCUGAUGAAUUCACACCAGUCGAAGAAGACGAGAAAAACAGCAGUUCAGAAUCGAGCUCAGAAGACAAGAAGAAGAAAAAGAAGAAGAAGAAGAAAUCCAAGAAGAAAAAGAACAAAAAGCACUCCGAGGACAGUGAGCUGGAAUCAAAUUCAGACGAAGAAGAAAUAAAGAAGAAGAAAAAGAAAAAGAAGAGCAAGAAGUCCAAGAAGUCCAAGAAGAAGAAGGUAAAGAAGAGUCAGAAGGAGUCCAGCAACUCCAGCAGUGAAGAGUCCAAGGAGGAAGAGGGGGCAGAGGGGGAGGAGGAGGAGGAUGACGAUCCCAACGCAGUGAUGUGGGUGGAGAAAACCUGCAUGGACGAAAAUGUGGUCGGCCCCGAAGCUCCGCUCAUACACAUGUCGCAGGACGACGACCGACCUUUGGAUUUCGGCCAUGCCCUGUUGCCAGGUGAAGGUGCUGCGAUGGCGGAGUAUGUAAAAGCUGGCAAACGUAUCCCGAGAAGAGGUGAGAUCGGUCUCACCAGCGACGAGAUCGCAAACUUCGAGAAGUCUGGCUACGUGAUGAGCGGCAGCAGACAUCGUCGUAUGGAGGCUGUGCGUCUGAGAAAGGAAAACCAGAUCUACAGUGCGGAUGAGAAGCGAGCUCUGGCGUCCUUCAACCAGGAGGAGAGGAGGAAGAGAGAGAGCAAGAUCCUGACGAGCUUCAGGGAGAUGGUGUACCGGAAAACCAAAGGCAAGGAGGAGAAGUGAACAUCACAUUGGUGCAGAUUACCCUUUUAUAGGAGGGGGAUUCCUGUUUUAUUCCUUUUGGAGAAUAAUCCCAUUCAGUUGGAGUGGAAUGAACAGUGUGGUGGGAGAAUUCUACUUUGUAAAGAAAUGUGUGUAAGAAUUACAUUCUCCAUUCUAUUUACUCACUGGAGCAUCUUCCCUUUCAAGUGUUCAACCGCAACUUGUUCUUGUAAAGGUUUAUCCUGAUGAGUUCAGUAAAUAAAUUCUCAUUGAGUUUUUUUUAUUUUUUAUAUUUGAUUAAUUUAAAAAAACAAGAUAGUUAUUUCAGAUCACAGCAGGAGUACAAUUAAGACCAUUUUAAAGUGCAAAUGUCUCAAAGUAUUUUCAGCCUGGUGGACCUUAUUCCAAGUUCUUUAAGAUAGGUUAAAGAUAGAUAGAUGUAUACUUUAUUGAUCCCGCAAGCGGGAAAUUACAGGCAGAUCCAGGAAGAUUACAGCAUAACACGAGGGAAGAGAGGAGAAAAUAAAAAAAGGAGUAGGAGGAAGGUACAUUAGCAAAGGUGAAAACUACAGAAUUUUUUCUACCAUUAAAUAAAAUGUUUCUGCCCUUUUGUUGAUCAUUUUGUGACCUCAGAUUAAUCUUUUAUCUCCUUCAACCCAGUAUCGGAACCAAUGGAUUUUAGUUAUACAAAGUCAUGGUUGUACAAAUUCAGCAGAGGCUGCUACUUUAAUCAGCUGGUUAUAUAGUUGAAUAAUAGUUCUCUAUCCUGUUGAGCUGGUGGAUUCUGUUCAAAUCAAUGUUUCUUGUUCAAGCACCUCCUGAUAUUUGGGAUUUUACUGUAUUUCAAAAAUGUGUAACUUUUGUUAAACUUAUACAACAAUCUGUGUAUCCACAAAAUAUAUAUUCAUAUAAGAGUUAACGCUUUUGUACUAAGUUGUAUAUCUCACCUAUAACCUAACUUUGAAUACUUUUCUAAACACAAACCGAGGCCAACGAGGUGUACGUGUCCCACAGCUGACCCCUACUAGCACAAUAAAAAAUGCUAAGAGACAUAAAGAAUAUGGCCUGGCUCCAAAAUAUCGUCUUCAGCUAAAUUAAGUUUAAUAAGAGGCUACGAAAAGCAGCCAAGCAAGAAGGGAGGGAGAGCGGAGUCGCUGAGAUCCAGCUAGGCCCCAGGUCGAUGACAGAUAGAAGAGGCCUGGACAUAGAAAUAUACCACACAAAUGUCAACCAGGAAGACUAAUGGCCCAUUGUGAACAUCUGCCCACAUCCAGACUUGGGGUCCGGCGACAGUUGAGCAAGAAGUUAAAACACUGCCGCUGCCAACCGCGACCUCGGGCUGCUCUAAUAGGUCACGCCGGGUAUGAGGUGGUGCGACCAUCUGGACCCAGAGAAAAACGAAAGAUGUUUUUUUUUAAGUGUAUGUAUGUCUGCGUAGGAGCAGAAUAUUGUGUGGGCGACAGUGGUUAGCAGAUCCGUCUUUCAUUCAGAGGAUCGGCAGUUCAAUGCCCACUAACCGUCGAUGUCGAUGAGUGUUCGAUGCCCGAGACGUACCAUGAGUUACUCCCUGUAGCCGUGUCAACGGUGUAUCAAUUGUAAGUCGCUUUGGAUAAAAGCGUCAGCUAAAUGAAAUGUAAGAUCAAAUCCUAUGUGAGAGAGUAUUUGGAAGAUGAAGUAGGGCUACAUUUAAGAAACCCAGGUGCUCCUUAGAUGAUGUAUUUUAUGAUGAGACUGGAACCAGGACGUAGCCAGAGGUCUCUGGGGAAGAGGGGUUCUCAGCAGGACACUCAGAAGUAUUGUGAAUGUUCAGCAGUUGUGCUUCCGGUCCAACUCAGUUUGCGUGUAAUCCGUGUACUGCAAAUAAACCUACACGAAGUGAAGACAUUUUAA
This is a messenger RNA of Pseudoliparis swirei, 3188 nucleotides long. It is a transcript of the gene nkap, whose product is annotated as NFKB activating protein. The coding region runs from base 27 to 1319 and encodes 430 amino acids. Gene Ontology annotation, cellular component: nucleus. NCBI's taxonomy places the organism in Eukaryota, Metazoa, Chordata, Actinopteri, Perciformes, Liparidae. The record is from RefSeq and is a predicted model, not a curated record. Gene Ontology annotation, biological process: regulation of gene expression. The transcript is spliced from 9 exons. Gene Ontology annotation, molecular function: chromatin binding.